AUGAAUGAACUAAAUCAGAAACGAAUUACUGCUUAUUUGCAGAAACGAUGUGAAAAGAUGAAAUGUGUUGAUAACCGGAAUAAUCCCGGCCACUGUUCAGGAAAUAACCAGGAAGAAAGAAUAGAUGAAAGAAGUUUAGCCAUAUGUCAAUACGGACGAAAGAAGUUUGAUAAAGGUUUAUUGAUGACAGUGAUUGAUUGGGUUUCUCAUUGGCGUGAAAGCGAAGUUGUACUAGCUAAUGAACUAGAAGUUCCUCCUGGUAUAUGGUAA
This is a messenger RNA of Loa loa (African eye worm), 270 nucleotides long. RefSeq lists its product as hypothetical. The coding region runs from base 1 to 270 and encodes 89 amino acids. The transcript has 2 exons. The record is from RefSeq and is a predicted model, not a curated record. NCBI's taxonomy places the organism in Eukaryota, Metazoa, Nematoda, Chromadorea, Rhabditida, Onchocercidae.